Vigna unguiculata (cowpea) is the source of this 1056-nucleotide messenger RNA. It is a transcript of the gene AP3, whose product is annotated as K-box region and MADS-box transcription factor family protein. NCBI's taxonomy places the organism in Eukaryota, Viridiplantae, Streptophyta, Magnoliopsida, Fabales, Fabaceae. Gene Ontology annotation, biological process: positive regulation of transcription by RNA polymerase II. The record is from RefSeq and is a predicted model, not a curated record. Gene Ontology annotation, cellular component: nucleus. Gene Ontology annotation, molecular function: DNA-binding transcription factor activity; RNA polymerase II transcription regulatory region sequence-specific DNA binding; protein dimerization activity.
UUUGAGGCAAUGCAGCUCCCCCACCUUCCCUUUGUAUUUCUCUUUCCCUCAUUAACUCAUUAUCCUAUUCCUGUUCCUAUUAUCACUCAGAAUCCGCAGAAGCAGAUAGAAAGGAACAGAAGCAUAAGCAUAAGCAUAAGGAAGCAGAAAGCAGCAGCAACAGCUAUGGCUCGUGGAAAGAUCCAGAUCAAGAGGAUAGAGAACACCACCAACCGCCAAGUCACUUACUCCAAACGACGCAAUGGCCUUUUCAAGAAGGCCAACGAGCUCACCGUUCUCUGCGAUGCCAAGGUUUCUAUUAUUAUGUUCUCCAGCACUGGCAAACUCCACGAGUACAUUAGCCCCUCCACCUCAACAAAACACUUCUUUGAUCAAUACCAGAUGACCCUAGGAGUUGAUCUCUGGAACUCUCACUACGAGAAUAUGCAAGAGAACCUGAAGAAACUCAAAGAGGUCAAUAAGAAUCUUCGCAAGGAGAUUAGGCAGAGGAUGGGAGAUUGCCUCAUCGAUCUGAACAUGGAAGAUCUAAAGCUCCUGGAGGAAGAAAUGGACAAGGCCGCCAAGAUUGUUCGUGAGCGUAAGUAUAAAGUGAUAACAAACCAGAUUGACACCCAAAGGAAGAAGUUUAAUAACGAGAAAGAAGUGCACAACAGGCUCUUGCGUGACUUGGAUGCAAGAGCAGAAGAUCCACGUUUUGCAUUGAUAGAGAAUGGAGGAGAGUACGAGUCUGUGAUCGGGUUCUCAAAUUUAGGUCCACGCAUGUUUGCCUUGAGCCUACAGCCAAGCCAUCCUAGUGGUCAUAGCGGACCAACCUCUGAUCUCACCACUUACCCCUUACUUUUCUAGUAUCCAUCGGAAAUACCAUCUUCUCUCGGUUUUCAAUAAGUAAUAGCCCUUAAGUUUUAAGUUAUGUUCCCUCAACUUUACUUAUAUAUGUCACCAAAACAAUCUCACCAAUCUUCUGCAUGUUUCAAUUAUAAUUUGCAACUCAUCAACUAUUACUUCUACUGCUAUUUACCCUAAUCAUACCUCAUCAACUAUUAUCUCUGUAUGUUA